Molecule: messenger RNA, 5393 nt
Organism: Rana temporaria (common frog)
Lineage: Eukaryota; Metazoa; Chordata; Amphibia; Anura; Ranidae
Gene: EDRF1
Product: erythroid differentiation regulatory factor 1
Exons: 24
Coding region: 265-3843 (1192 amino acids)
Biological process (GO): positive regulation of DNA-templated transcription
Molecular function (GO): protein binding
Source: RefSeq, a predicted model, not a curated record
GGCUGAGGCGGACUGCUGUAAACCGUGAUUGGCUGUGGCAGCGACUCGGGUAGAAUGUGUAGCACGAUAGUCAGGGGCCUGUCUAGCGGAGUGUCCGCUCUCUAUGGUAUCUGUAGUCUGCGUUCGCUCUGAGGGAGGGAGGCGGAAGUGUCUUGUCUAGGAAAUCCGCUGUUCUCUAUGAUCCCUCCAGUGAGUUCCGGCUGGAGGGACCGGUGUGGAAGUUUCUAGUGUCAGGGAAGCUGAGGAGCGGAGAGGGGACGGUGUAUGGAGGGGAGUACGGAGGAGGAGAAGGCCGCACACAGGCCGGACAGUGCGGAGGACACUGAGGAGAGCCAGGAUUCUUUGCCCUCCCUGGGAGGAAAUGAGGUGAAGAGUCGCGCUGUAGUCAAAUAUUCCUCCGCUCCACCAGCCACAGCAUUCGCUCAGCUUCAGGAGAAGACGGACUUAAAGUUACCCCCUGCUAAUUGGCUGCGGGAAAAUGCCAAACUCGGCCCUACCAGUCUUGGAAGCGGCAAGAGCACGCCAUUCUCAAGCUUUGGCAUGGCCUAUGAUUUCAUAGACUCUGUGGGGAAGGAGGUUGAUGUUGUGUCUGAUUCAGAGAACAUAAAGAAACUCCUAAAGAUUCCAUACAGUAAGUCUCAUGUCAGCAUGGCCGUUCACCGCAUUGGACGCACCCUACUUCUGGAUGAGUUGGACAUUCAGGAGCUUUUCAUGAGGUCCUCUCAGACAGGAGACUGGACAUGGCUUAAGGAGUUUUAUCAGAGGCUUAUGGAUCAGAAGUGGCAGAGAAAGAAGAAGAGUAAGGAGCACUGGUACCAGAAAGCCAUCCUCUCCAAAUUCCUCUAUUACAGUAUUAAUGGUGAUGACACAGCUGAGCCAGUACCCACCACCCCUCCUGAGCCCAGAGAAGUUCCAGAUUUUCAGAAUCUUAGUGAGUCCCCAGGAAGAGACCAUAUAGCUUGGCCUGCCCCGUUUGAGACGUUGCCUUCUGUAUCGGAGGAAGGGGGAGCUUCCAAUCAGGGUUUAAAAAAUGACUUUGUUAGAAAUAUUCUGUGGACAUUUGAAGAUAUCCAUAUGUUGGUUGGUUCUAAUAUGCCCAUAUUUGGAGGUGGACGGUACCCAGCUGUUAGUCUGCGAUUGCGGGAUAAUAAUAAACCAAUCAAUGUGCUGACUGGGAUUGAUUACUGGCUGGACAAUCUGAUCUGUAACGUACCAGAACUUGUCAUGUGCUUCCAUGUGAACGGCAUCGUACAGAAAUACGAGAUGAUUAAAACAGAAGAUAUCCCAAAUUUGGAGAACUCCAACUUUUCAACCAAGGUGAUUAAAGACAUAGCGCAGAAUAUCCUGUCAUUUCUGAAGUCUAACUGCACCAAAGAAGGUCACACCUACUGGCUGUUUAAAGCCAGCGGUAGCGAUAUAGUAAAACUGUAUGACCUCACUACCUUGUGUGAAGAAACUGAGGACAAAUAUCAGAACCCAUUCACCAUGCCAGUGGCUGUUCUCCUCUACAAGGUGGCUUGUAAUAUGAUGAUGAAGAAAGUGCAAAAUAGGAAACAUUAUGGAACCAUUCGUACACUAUUAUUAAACUGCCUGAAGUUGGUGGAUAAAGGAAGGCAUCCUCAGAUCAUUGCUUCAGCUAACUACAUGCUGUCAGAGCUUUUCCAGCUUGAGCCAAAGAAGGAGGAAGGUGUGGAUGCUGCUUCCAAUGGGAAUUCUGAUGAGAGCUACAGUGAGGAGGAAGAAGAGGAAGAGUUGGGGGACAGUGAUGAGAAUGGAGCAUACAGCUCCGCUUCCAACCCCCCUGAAGACUGCAAGGCUGUGGCUGUCAUUAAGUCCGUCGGGGAGCUCUCGGUUCCAGAAAAGUAUAAGUCCACCCAUCAAAUCAGGCCGAGCUGUACAUUUCCAGUGUGCAGUGACACAGAGGAGCGCUGCAGAUUGGUGCUUAGCUAUGUCCUGGAGGGCUUGAAGUCUAUUGAUGGAAGUAUUAAGAAAGAAGGGGAGCUGCCUGCAGCCGACCCCAACACUCCGAUCCCACUGAAAUAUCAAGAUGAUUCUGCUAAUGAUGUUGUCUCUGAUUGCUUGGAGAAACAGAUGCAAUUAUUCUUGCACAAGGUGGAAUGUACGGAUAAACAGUGUUCUAGUAGAUCUGGCAUCGUCCCUGGCUCCUGGCAGUUCAAAAUGAAGCUGCAAUUGAUUAUUAAGGCUUCCAAAUCCUAUUAUGUAUUGUCCGAUGCUGCAAUGGGCCUGCAGAAGUAUGGGCGAGCGCUGAGAUACAUCAAGUUGGCUUUACAGUGUUACGAUGCCUACAGCUGCCUGUGUACCAGUCAAGUUCCCGAUGUCACGCUGUUGCUGUGCCAGUACCUCGCUCUCUGCGGAGACAUCCAGCUCAUGCUGGCCCAGAACGCAAGCAACCGAGCUGCGUAUUUUGAGGAGUACAAUUACCAGACGAAGGAUGAUCAGGAGAUCCUGCACAGUCUUCACAGAGAAUCUAGCUGUGAUGGUUUUUCCUUUGUUACUGACUUGAUCACUGACCUGGAAUGUCAGCUGUCGGUUAGCUGCAAAUGCUAUGAAGCUGCCAACGAAAUCCUGAUCAUCACCCAACUCCAGGACCAGAACCCAGAGCAGAAGAUGCAGGUGCUCAAGAGGCUCGGCAAUAUCCGAAAUGAGAUCGGAGUGUUCUUUAUGAACCAGGCUGCGGCGGUCCAGUCUGAGAGAGCAGCCGGUAGGAGCGUGUCCAAUGCAGAGCAGGACAUGUGGAAGAAGAGCUUCUCCAGCUUUGAGAAAGGAAUCACCAACUUUGAAGCUAUCCGGGACUCCACAAACAUGGCUCUCUUACUGUGUAACCUCGGGCGUCUGAUGAGGAUCUGUGCCCAGGCACACUGCGGAAGUGAAAAUGUUGUGAGAAGGGGAGAGUUCUCUCCAGAGGAGGCUCUUUAUUACAAUAAGGCUAUCGAUUACUAUCAAAAGGCAUUGAAGUCUCUGGAUAAAAGAGAUACUCAUCAGGCUGUGUGGGACUCUGUUUAUUGGGAACUGUCCACAACCUAUUUUACAAUGGCCACCCUGCUGCAGGACUAUGCUCCCAUCUCCAGGAAAGCACAGGAGCAGAUUGAGAGAGAGGUGACAGAAGCCAUGAUGAAGUCUCUAAAGUACUGCGAUGUGGAAACCGUGUCCGCUCGACAGCCUUUAUGUCAGUACCGUGCUGCAACCAUCCAUCACCGGCUUGCCUCCAUGUAUCACAGCUGUCUGAGAAACCAGGUGGGGGACGAGCACGCAAGAAAGCAGCACCGUGUUCUAGCCGAUCUCCAGUACAGCAAAGCAGUGAAGCUCUUCCAGGUGCUGAAGGACGCUCCAUGUGAGCUUCUCAGAGUGCAGCUCGAGAGAGUGGCCUUUGCAGAGUUCCAGAUGUCUGGCCAGAACAGCACUGCGGGUAAAGUGAAGAGCCUGUGUGGAGCUCUGGAGAUUAUGAUGAAUACGCAAUGUGCUUUCGUCGUUCUUCAGAAAGAGCUGGAGUGUGAAAGUGAUCAGGGAACGCAGGACGGCAACGAGCCGCCAGGAGAUUCUUCUGCUAAUCUCCGCAUGGAAGAGGUGCUGAAGCUGGUCAAUAUAUUUGAGUCCCGCCUGUCUUUCCUUCUGUUACAGUUUGUCAAGCUUCUGACUUCUAAGAAAAAGAAUAACAGCACAGAAGAAGAAAGCUCUCUGAAAACCUACAAGCAAGUCUAUUCCAACCUGCUGCGGGCUUCAGCCAGCAAGACUUCCACACUGUCCGAGAGACUGAGCGUGCUCAUAAAUUUACUGGAUCAGCUCACCCCUAAGAGCCAGGCAAAUGAGACUGUCAUGCAGUGACACACGAUGGUGUUUGGGAUACAAAGCGGAUGUUGUGCCUUGUUAAACCUGCGAUUGCUGCUUUGUUCCACUCGCUGCGCGGAUCCAUCUGUCAUUAAAUAGAAUAUGCGGCGUGCAAACCACCUGAUGCUAGGGAAAGUAGUUCAAGGACGUCUCUGUCAGAAGAGAGCCAACGCUGUGCUUUUUGCAGAAUGUAGACCGGCGUCUGCAGAAGAAGUGUAAUUUGCCCACCUCGCCACUUCCUGUAGACUUAACCCUGCCGCUGCCACGAUGGAAUCUGGGAUGAUUUAUGCACAACGGCAUACUGUCCUUUUUUUUACACCACCUCUUCCGCUUUGGUUUAAAGGCACUACCUCUAUUUUUUAUAUCAACUUUGCCUUUGUAUGAUAUAGAGACUACUGUAUAUUAUCAUAUUUUUGUUUGCACUUUGUAAGCUUCUGAAGGGGUAUGGCAAGCUAUGCUUUGUAAGCUUCUGAAGGGGUAUGGCAAGCUAUGCUUUGACAGCGCAGAACUGUUUUAUUACCUCUGUCCUCUAAUCCCUUUACCUUAUCCAAGGGAUCUUCAGUCAGGUGAUGUGUGAUGUCAUUUUUGGUGGAAACAGGUCUCACAACAUGGUUGAUAUACGAGAGCCAUGAUCGUCUAAUAACAUGGGGGAUAUACGAGAGCCGUGAUCGUCUAAUAACAUGGGGGAUAUACGAGAGCCAGGAUAAAGGUCUGAUAACAUGGGGCAUAUAUGAGAGCCAGGAUAAAGGUCUAAUUAAAUGGAAGAUAUAUGAGAGCCAGGAUAAAGGUCUGACAACAUGGAAGAUAUAUGAGAGCUAGGAUAAAGGUCUAAUAACAUGGGCGAUGUAUGAGAGCCAGGAUAAAGGUCUGAUAACAUGGGUGAUGUAUGAGAGCCAGGAUAAAGGUCUGAUAAAAUGGAGGAUAUAUGAGAGCCAGGAUAAAGGUCUAAUAACAUGGGCGAUGUAUGAGAGCCAGGAUAAAGGUCUGAUAACAUGGGAAAUAUAUGAGAGCCAGGAUAAAGGUCUAAUAAAAUGGAGGAUAUAUGAGAGCCAGGGUAAAGGUCUGAUAACAUGGUGGAAUAUACGAGAGCCAGGAUAAAGGUCUAAUAAAAUGGAGGAUAUAUGAGAGCCAGGAUAAAGGUCUGAUAACAUGGAGGAUAUAUGAGAGCCAGGAUAAAGGUCUGAUAACGUGGGGAAUAUAUGAGAGCCAGGAUAAAGGUCUGAUAACAUGGAGGAUAUAUGAGAGCCAGGGUAAAGGUCUGAUAACAUGGUGGAAUAUACGAGAGCCAGGAUAAAGGUCUAAUAAAAUGGAGGAUAUAUGAGAGCCAGGAUAAAGGUCUGAUAACAUGGAGGAUAUAUGAGAGCCAGGAUAAAGGUCUGAUAACGUGGGGAAUAUAUGAGAGCCAGGAUAAAGGUCUGAUAACAUGGAGGAUAUAUGAGAGCCAGGGUAAAGGUCUGAUAACAUGGUGGAAUAUACGAGAGCCAGGAUAAAGGUCUAAUAACAUGGAGGAUAUAUGAGAGCCAGGAUAAAGGUCUGAUAACAUGGGG